GUACCAGAACAAAACAAAAAUCCAGGAUUAAAUUGUCUAUACAAAUAUUGUUAACACGAAAGAUUUGCUCGUUUGUUUUCAUUGAAAAGGUUCCAAGCUAUUGGACUGAUUUUAAAAAUUCUUUCAUCUACAGGACGCUAUUCCAUACACGGUUGAUAUGAACUACAAUUUACGCAAGGAAAUAGCUAGUCUAUUAUUAAGUUUGCAACUUUCAGGCAUUGUAUCGAGGACACCGUUCAAGAAGAAUGAAAUUCUGCUAUCGUUCGUAUCGCCGUUGGUUGAGGACUGUCACUGAAAGAGGGGAAAGACGAGCAGCUGAAGCAGCAGAAUUUGGAAUCAGAAGUAGAGCUGACGAUUUAAAGAUACUCGAGGAAGAAGCUAGGCAGUGGCUAGCGUUCGUGGUUUUCAAACUGCAUCAUCUUCUGAGGACUUACGUUUGUGCCGGAGUCUAUUCAGAGCCGGCCUCCGCACAGCUUUCUGAAUUCGAGAAGCUGCUUAAAUCUAUCCAGUAUACCGAAUAUAUGAAAAAAUUAAAGAACAAAUAUGGGGAGUUUGUAAAAAAGCAUCAACCGAAGUUUUCAAAUAAACGGCUCUUCCCUAUUAUAGGUGAUGGAGCUGAUUACUGGUAUUUAUCAUUGGCAGAAAUGUAUGAACUGACGCUUCCUUCUGUUAAGAAGCCUGACACGAGACAUCUUGCAACACAUCAUAGCCCGAUACAUAAGGAACCUUUUCUCUGGAGGAAAGUUAGGCUACCGAGUCCUAGUCCAGGAAGGGGACCUUUUAAGCCUCCAAAAUCACUGAUAUGUAGAACACCGCCUACGCCAGCCCCAACGCCGACGGCUGCAGGUGACGUUUUAAAGAAGGAUCCCAGGUUUCAUCUAUAUGUGAAACAUUACACACCCCAACCGGCACUCUUCGAUUACGUCGAUUUUCACAUAAAUGUUCUCUUGAAAAGGCAAUGUUCUAUAGAAAAUGUGAACAUUAAAUAAUUUAAACAGAUUACAGUUAAUUUUAAUAUUAAAUAGUUAAUCUGCAAAUAAAUAGACUAAUGGUAUUUAUACAGUCAGUGAUGUAAUUCUCAAAAUAUGUUAUAUGAAAAAAAAAUCAACCUUUGCCCGAUUAAUUUAAAAUUUAAAUUAAUAUUGAUACUAUGCAAUGAGUUAAGACGACAAUGUAGUAAUCAUGAUCACCAUUAUUGGAUUAAAAUUAUGAAAUUUUAGUUUGGACCACCAAUACCCAAGUAUUUAUAAGAAGGAUAAUUUACAUCCUGUUCUAAAUCAA
Messenger RNA from Diatraea saccharalis (sugarcane borer), 1281 nucleotides. Lineage: Eukaryota; Metazoa; Arthropoda; Insecta; Lepidoptera; Crambidae. The record is from the annotation of a GenBank genome assembly.